Molecule: messenger RNA, 2375 nt
Organism: Rhineura floridana
Lineage: Eukaryota; Metazoa; Chordata; Lepidosauria; Squamata; Rhineuridae
Gene: CARD9
Product: caspase recruitment domain family member 9
Exons: 13
Coding region: 42-1793 (583 amino acids)
Biological process (GO): regulation of apoptotic process; positive regulation of canonical NF-kappaB signal transduction
Source: RefSeq, a predicted model, not a curated record
GCAGCCAAACACCCCUGCCUGCCUGCCAGCCUUCAUCCCAGAUGCUGCAGAGGGAGCCAGAGCGGGGCAGAGUGGGGUCUUCAGAGGAGUGGAUGGCGGCUGCCGCCUCAGCCAACACUUUUCACGGAGAGCCAGAGUCCAGGCGCUGCUUCCUGCCCUCUACCAUGUCUGAGCCAGACGACGACAAUGAGAGCUGCUGGAAUAACCUGGAGAACUUCCGUGUGAAGCUGAUUUCAGUGAUUGACCCCUCCAGGAUCACCCCUUACCUCCGCCAGUGCAAAGUCAUAAACCACGACGAUGAGGAACAGGUCCUCAAUGACCCCAGCCUGGUGAUCAGGAAAAGGAAAACGGGGGUGCUCCUUGACAUUCUCCAGCGGACAGGUCGGAAGGGCUUUGUGGCAUUUCUUGAGAGCCUGGAGCUCUACUAUCCUCAUCUCUACAAGAAAAUAACGGGCAAUGAACCCACCAGGGUCUUCUCCAUGAUUAUAGACACGGCUGGGGAGACCCGCCUGACAGAGCUGCUGAUGAGCGAGAUCUCCAAGCUCCAGGGCGCCGUCCGGGAGGAGAGGUGGAGAGUCCAGGAGAUGAACGUCCUACUGCACACCAAGGAGGGCGUCAUCAAGGAGCUGCGGGUACGGGACAGCGUCCUCCGCAAGUACCAGGAGAGAGCGCAGAAGGUGAAGGAGGAGCGGGACGGCCUCAGCAAGGAGCUGAAGCGCUGCAAGGAUGAGAACUAUGAGCUGGCCAUGAGCUACGCCCGGCAGAGUGAGGAGAAGAACGUGGCCCUGAUGAAGAACCGGGACCUGCAGCUGGAGAUCGACUGCCUGAAGCACAGCCUGAUGAAGGCGGAGGACGACUGCCGGCUGGAGCGGAAGCACACCCUUAAGCUGAAGCAUGCCAUUGAGCAGCGGCCCAGCCAUGAGGUGGUCUGGGAGAUCCAGCGGGAGAAGGACCUGCUCCUGGCCAAGAACAAGGAGCUGGAGAGCACCCUGCAGGUCACCAAGACAGGGAGCUCCGAGGAAGACGGCAUCUCCAUCCAGGCUCUCGAGGCCGAGCAGGCGCAGCUGCUGGGGGAGCACCAGAAGCUGGUCAAUGCUGUGUAUGACCUACGCCAAACCCUGCGGAGGACGGAGGACUCGCGGGACAAGCUUGUUGAAGAGAAGGACAUGCUGGAGGUGAGGUGUGCGUCCCUGCAGAAGGACACCCAGAUAUACCAGGAUCGUAUCGAGGUCAUCUUGACGCAGAUGGAAGAGGUAGCUUCAGAAAGGGACCAGGCCCUUCUGACUCAAGAGGGAUUCCACAAACAGUUAUCCAAGAGUCUGAUGGAUAAAGAUCUCUACCGGAAGCAGAUCCGGGAGCUUGGCGAAAGGUGUGACGAGUUGCAGCUGCAGCUGUUCCAGAAAGAAGGGCAGUUGCUCAGUGCUGAAGCCAAGCUGAAAAGGUUGCGCCUCGAUCCGUCAGUGUUGACUUCAGAUCUUGAAGAAACCUCAUCCAGAAGCUCCCAAGAACUUACUCCCCAUGGAAAUCCAGAUGAAGAUGUGAAAGGGACUGACAAAAGAGAAUUCUCCGACGAGCAGUUCAGUGCUCUGGGAAAAAUUCCGCUUCUUCAGACCCCAAGGGAAGAUGGCCCACCCGAUGGGGAACUGGCAGAGAAGGGGCGUCGGCGGAUGAAAGACAGUUUUGAGCAUUACCGGAGAAAAAGAGCCCUGAGGAGAGUCCAGAAGGGCAAGUAUCAUGAAGUGGAUUGGGAAAACACGUCGGGCAGCGACAACACAGACACGGAAGGCUCCUGAUGCGGCGUCUCCUACAUGGGGAAAGAAAAGAGAGGAGACAGCUUUCUUCCAGUCAACAAGGGUUCCCUUUCCCAAGGAACACAGGGCACUUCCAAGCAAUUCAUCCUGAUUUUUUUGCAGGGAUAACAUCAGCUAUUUAAUCAGCAUUUAUCCUGAUUUGUUUGUGGGGAGGUUAGAUGACGUUGCAUCAAAGCAAGCUCUAUUCCACACUUGUCAGUGAAUUUUCCCAUCAGUUACCUCACUUCAAAAAGUCAGAUCUUUUGGGGAAGCUGUUUUGUUCUGCAAGAGCUCCAAAUUAGCCUUAAAUACACAACCUGAAUUUCCCGCUAUUAAUUGAAUCCUACCCAAAAAUAAUGACAGUGCGGAAGUGUCCUUGGAUCCACACUGGGUGGCUGCACCACUACCACAGAGGGACUGUGCUUCAAAGGGCUGAUGCAUGCAUGAUGACUUUCAAUAGGGGCUCUCCAACAGGAGCAAUAAUAGUUAUUUAAUAAUUUAAUAAAUAAAAUAAAAUAAAAUUUCGGACCAGUUAAAUCUGUCAUUUCCCUCUGUUGGUGCAUUCUUGUGCUCUAGCCCUUUAAU